ACUGUGUGGACUGAAAAAAUUCAAAAUGUUAGAUCUAAGUUCGAAUGGUUUUGGUGAUGAAAGCUUACCCUCUUGCCUAUUUCACAACAACUCUGUGGUCGAAGAGCUUCACCUGUCAUCAAAUAAUUUAAAAGGUUCACUUGGCUUUGUAGCAGGGCUUUGUAAACUAAGAAAGUUAAGGCACCUGGAUCUUAGCAUGAACUUGAUAGAUAAUAUCCAUUGGCCAUGUUUGAGCCAAUUGAAUUCUUUGCAGGCCCUUUAUCUUCGACAAAACCAAAUAUCAGGCACCAUUCCUUUUUUUGUUUCUAACCUAACUUCUCUUGUCGAGCUUGAUCUUUCCAGAAAUAAGUUGGAUGGAGUGGUUUUCUUCUCUAUGUUUGCUAAUCUUUCAAUGCUUGAAGAGAUUAACCUUUCAAACAAUAGAGAGUUAGAAGUUGAAACCGAGUUCCCAACUUAUUGGAUUCCUUCUUUCCAACUACAAUCCUUAAAAUUAGGAAAUUGUGAACUCAACAAGCGUACUCAUAGGAACAUUCCCAGUUUCAUUUCCACCCAAUACAACAUGGAUGUUCUGUCUUUGUCAUAUAACUCUCUUCAAGGAACAAUUCCAUUCUGGCUGUUUUACAAUGCUACUCCAUCUCUUCGCUCUUUGAACUUGAGAGGUAACCACUUCCAUGGACCAUUUCUUGAUCAGCCCUUCAAAAAUGAAACGUUAAAGGUCACAUAUCUUGACAUCUCCAACAACAAUAUCGAAGGGCAACUUCCUAGAAACUUUGAUGUGGUUUUCCCAGAUUUAGAAUACUUGAAUAUGUCUACAAACAAACUUGAAGGCUUCAUCCCACCCUCAUUUGGAAAUUUAAGAUUCAUAGCAACAUUAGACUUGUCAAAUAAUUACUUUGUAGGCGAAAUACCUUAUAGAUUAACUCAAAAUAAUACUGAUUUGAUUUCUUUGAUCUUAUCAAAUAACUAUUUACAUGCAAUGCCAAGGAAUUUCAAUCUGACAGGACUACAAGUCUUAAGUCUUGAUGGCAAUAUCUUCACAAGACCAUUCCCAAUCACUCCAUCCAGUGUUCCUUCACUCUUGCUUCUAGACAUAAGUAGGAACUCCAUAUCUGGCAACAUCCAAGAUUGGUUGCCUAGUACUUUCCCAUAUUUGGUCUCACUCCUUAUGAGAGAAAAUCAUUUUGUUGGUGUCCUUCCAGCGUCAUUGUGUCAAAUGCAACAAUUACAUUAUUUGGAUCUGUCAAAUAAUCAUCUAUUUGGAAGCAUACCUUCUUGCCUCAACAACAUCACCUCAUGGCUGGAAGAUUUCAGAUUUUCGGAUCUUGGAAUCGAAUGGAAUUUCAAUGGCGAGGAAGAUGCAUUCAACGUAAAUUUUGCCACCAAGGGAAAUAUAUACUCAUAUGAAGGUCUUCCUCUUUACCAUAUGACCGGGAUCGAUUUAUCUCUAAACCAAUUAACCGGUGAUAUUCCAUCUCAAAUGGGAGAGCUAAGAGCCCUGCAUUCGUUAAACCUUUCUCACAAUUCUCUAAUAGGCUAUAUUCCAGAAUCCUUUCAAGGGUUGGAAAACUUGGAGAGUUUGGAUCUCUCUCACAACAAGUUGGUGGGAAUGAUCCCUCCUCAACUCAUUCAACUCUCUUUUCUUUCCACUUUCAAUGUGGCAUUCAAUCAACUCUCAGGCAAGAUCCCAUAUGAGAAUAAUUUUGCAACUUUCAAUAAGGAUAGCUACAUUGGUAAUCUGGGACUUUGUGGACCUCCAACUGAAGUCAAUUGUUCAUCAACAACUCAACCACAUCACAAGGAAGGUGACAAUGAUGAAGAACAAAGUCUGCUUGACAACGACUUAUUUUUCUAUUCAUAUGUGGUAAUUUCUUACCUCUUGGGAUUCUGGGCUGUUAUUGCCCCCCUUCUUCUCUGCAGAAAUUGGCGUAGGAAGUACUACAGAGUUGUGGAUGGAUGCAUUGAUUGGUGCAGUGAUAGACUCUUCUGGUGUUUGUAUUAUAUCAAAAACCGCCAUUGGUAGUUAAUUACCUCUCA
Molecule: messenger RNA, 2034 nt
Organism: Telopea speciosissima
Lineage: Eukaryota; Viridiplantae; Streptophyta; Magnoliopsida; Proteales; Proteaceae
Product: receptor-like protein 9b
Exons: 2
Coding region: 26-2020 (664 amino acids)
Molecular function (GO): protein binding
Source: RefSeq, a predicted model, not a curated record